AUGGGAAGGAGGCAUAUGCCUUCACCAUAUCCUCACGACAUGAACACCUCCUACGUAACACACUUAGGACUGGUUUAUACGUCACAAGAAGUCAAUACAUUAGAUGCAUACUGGGAUUAUGUCAAAGAAGAUUUCCUUCUGGAUCAAUGUAUUAGCUAUAACAGAGUUUUUGUACCAGAAUAUCAUGAGUUAAACGAUGAAAUGUAUCUUAGAUUGGUGAAGAGUCGAUCUAUAAAAAACCGAAAUCCAUCAGAACAUUUGUAUGUAAAAAACAUUUUAAUAAUGGUUACAAAUAAGGUUAAUGAUUUUAUGAUCAAAAAUUAUACAUAUUUUGAUGAUUUAUAUUCAUUAAUUGCAUUAUCUGAAGAAGAAAAUAUUACAUCAUAUGACUUUUGCUUACAAUUUUUUAAUAUCAUGAAUUCACUAAUUGACAAAUGGUUCAAAGAUAAACCUACUAAUGGUAGACCUACUACAUCGUUGGAUGAUCUGAGUAGUGAUUAUAAUUGGGAUAUAUACAAAAUUAACAGCUAUAAAGUAACCAUGAAUAAUUUUUUGAUGUAUCCUCCUAAAAAAAAUGAUCGAAUUACUCAAUUGGGUAGUAUUGUAGGUGACCUACAAAUAUUGAUGUUAAGGGAAUACAAUUUAGAAAUAGUUACCAUAUAUAACUAUAGUGGAAAGCAAGGAAACGUAUAUGAAAAUCGUCUCGAUGAAAAUUUGAUUUUAUACAUAGGUAAUGGACAAAAAUGUUAUUGCUGCGGUCUACGCUUGAAAGAUUGUUGUGAUGACGAAGACGAUCCAUGGGUAAAAAACACAGGGUCUCCUAGCUGUAUACAUAUUUUGUUAUUGUAUAGUUAUACGUCACAAGAAGUCAAUGCAAUAGAUGCAUACUGGAAAUAUGUCCAAAAUGAUUUCUAUGUUAUUAAACAAGAUAAUGGCACUACCAUAUCAAUUAAAGCGGAAAAUGUAAUUGUUGAAAAGUAUUAUACUUUGGUGAAAAGUAGAGCUUUGAAGUACUUAUUUUUAAUUUCUUAUUAUGGGUUAUUGAUUUCUUUUAAAAGUCCAGAGGAAUCUGUAAGGGUACAAUAUAUUUUAUUUAACUCUACAAAUAAAAUAAAAAAUUUCAUGUACAAAUACUAUACACCUAUAGAUGAUUUGAAUACUCCAACAUCUACUUUAUUCUCUGUAGAUAAUACACCAGAAGAAUUUUGCUUAAGAUUUUUUAAUAUCAUGGCCCGAAUAGUUAAAAAAUGGUUCUCAGAUGGUCCUAAUAAUAAUAACACAAUUACGGCGCUUGCAAAUCUGAGUAGUGAUUAUAAUUGGGAUCUAUAUAAAACUGUGGGAAAUUCAGAAUAUAUGAAUAAUUCACUGAUGUAUCCUCCUCUCAAAAGUCAUACCACUCAUGAUUUGUUCAUUGUUAUUGAGGGACUAUACCUAUUUCUGUUACCUGAAUACAAUAUAUAUUAAUAAUAUAUAAAAAUACUAUAGCUAAAAUAUUCAGAAAUUGAUUAUUUAUUCUAAUAUUCUUCAUACUAUUAAUUUUAAAUAUUGAAUAAUUUUAAUAUUAAUUAUUUAUAUGUAUUAUAUCUUAAAUAAUAACUAUUCGGCGAUUGAACUGCGCUCAAUUUACUUUUUUAUUUGUCAACUGGUAUCUGAUUUUUCUGUAAGGUAAAAAAUGUGCGUUACAGUUUUUCUAUAGAUCGGGUAAUAACAUUCUGCACUAUUCAAAGAACUAGCAGAAAAAAAUUAUUCUUACAUAGAUUACGUACAACUAUUUUUACCUAUAGAAAAACUGGAGCACAGAUUAUGCACAUUUUCUUUUUACCUGAAUAAAAAACGGAUGCGGGCUACAUACAAUUUUUCUCUUACCUGUAAUUAAUUAAUAACUAUAUUAUGUAAUUUAUAUUUUUCUUUUCAUAGUUUGUAAUUUUGUUAUUAUCUUAUAAAACUAUUUUAAGUGUACAUUCAGAGUUUACUUAAUAAAUAAAAAUAC
Molecule: messenger RNA, 1990 nt
Organism: Daktulosphaira vitifoliae (grape phylloxera)
Lineage: Eukaryota; Metazoa; Arthropoda; Insecta; Hemiptera; Phylloxeridae
Exons: 7
Coding region: 1-1464 (487 amino acids)
Source: RefSeq, a predicted model, not a curated record